AAAAGGUCUGGAGAUGUAUUUCAAGCACGAAGGCCCUGGAUUUAUUCCCUAGUAUGGAGGGUGGGGGACCAAGGUCCCUCUGACCAUUGUCUUUCUCUUACCCUUCUCCCCAUUUUUUUUCCACUGAAGCGCAGGGAGGGGCUUUCUGAAAAGUGUUCAUCUGACUAAAAGCAGAAGGAAUUGUGAGCCCCUACACAGAAAUCUCAGCAGCCAGGGAAGAUUGACUGAAUCACUGAAGAGAGUAAAGGAUACCACACUCAGACAUUAUCACGAGGCCUUGGAGGACUUGAGUUCUAUGACUCAGUAGUUGUGAGGCGAGUACCACAGAGAGCACACUGGACUCGGGACAGCAAGGCUGCCUUCUAGCCAACUAGCCUCUACUCACUGACUCUGCUUCUCUCCCCAGACACAUGACUGCUGCUUUUGCAGGUGCACAAAUAAGUUUGGGCAGGAUCUCCAGGAAGGCCUGUGGCUAUUGACUGUCUGGUCCAUGCCCUCAGCCCUUCAGCACUACUCUGUGAGACGACAGGAGUCUGCAGCCUACAGAUCUGUCAGAAAAGGCAGCCCAACCUCUCUCAUCCCUGAGCCCACUCCUGUGGAGCCAAGUCGCUUCACAGAGUCUCGGCCUGAAAUCCAAUGCUGCUUCCGAAGGGCACCCCAGCAGCCACGCCUUACACGCCACCUUGCUCUCUCUGUUGGACACCCCACACACACUGUCUCACAGCCCAUCUGUUCCAGGCAUCUGCUGACAAUUUUGUAACUUCAUCAUGGGUUUAUCUUCAGACUCCAGAUGGUAAUGGCUUUUUGCAAUAUUAAAGUGCCCCAUUAGACUGGGAAGGAAUACAAGCCCCACCCACCACAGACCGUUGGGCAAAACAGCAGAGAAUCUCCCACACCCCACAUGCCCCCCUUCUGUGGAGAAAGGGAGCUGCAGUGCAGUCAUCCUCUUCAGAAAGCAGACACAUGGACUAUUGCCCAGCUCCCCAGUUUUCUGCCAUGUCUGACCCCAUUACACUGAAUGUUGGGGGGAAGCUCUACACAACCUCACUGGCAACCCUGACCAGCUUCCCUGACUCCAUGCUGGGUGCCAUGUUCAGUGGGAAGAUGCCCACCAAGAGGGACAGCCAGGGAAACUGCUUCAUUGAUCGUGAUGGCAAAGUGUUCCGCUACAUCCUCAACUUCCUGCGGACCUCUCACCUGGACCUCCCUGAGGACUUCCAGGAGAUGGGCCUGCUCCGCAGGGAGGCUGACUUCUACCAGGUGCAGCCCCUGAUCGAGGCACUGCAGGAGAAGGAGGUGGAACUCUCUAAGGCAGAGAAGAAUGCCAUGCUCAACAUCACGCUGAAGCAGCGUGUGCAGACGGUCCAUUUCACUGUGCGUGAGGCACCACAGAUCUACAGCCUGUCAUCCUCCAGCAUGGAGGUCUUCAAUGCCAACAUCUUCAGCACAUCUUGCCUCUUCCUCAAACUCCUUGGUUCCAAGCUCUUUUACUGCUCCAAUGGCAAUCUCUCCUCCAUCACCAGCCACUUACAGGACCCCAACCACCUGACUCUGGACUGGGUGGCCAAUGUGGAGGGCCUGCCAGAGGAAGAGUACACCAAGCAGAACCUCAAGAGGCUCUGGGUGGUGCCUGCCAACAAACAGAUCAACAGCUUCCAGGUCUUUGUGGAGGAGGUGCUGAAAAUUGCUCUGAGUGAUGGCUUCUGCAUUGAUUCUUCUCACCCGCAUGCUCUGGAUUUUAUGAACAAUAAGAUUAUUCGAUUAAUACGAUACAGGUAAAAAAAAGAAAAAAAAAAAAAAAAGAGCAACAUUGGAGAGUUCCCAAGAAGCUGCAUGUCACCCAAGGCUUGGAGAGUCUCACCAGUGAUGUGAAGCAGGGCACUCUACUAACCGGUAUUAACUGCAUAGCAGGACUUGAUUCCCCUUUGAUGAAGUCUAUCUUUUGGAAUCCACACAUCCUCCGAACAGAACUUUUCAUUUCCACUUUGAACUAGAGAUGGGCAAUUUAUUAUGACAAACGAAGAUGUAGCUGAUGUGUACAAGAGGAGUCCACAAGAGGGCUUUCUAACUGGGACAAGGAAGCAGCAGUUUUCUUGCAGGCUUCAUCUGUGUAUCACUAGCCAGUGCCUCAUUUACCCAUCUGAAAAAAGAGCC
Messenger RNA from Fukomys damarensis (Damara mole-rat), 2154 nucleotides. RefSeq names its product potassium channel tetramerization domain containing 21 (gene Kctd21). The record is from RefSeq and is a predicted model, not a curated record. NCBI's taxonomy places the organism in Eukaryota, Metazoa, Chordata, Mammalia, Rodentia, Bathyergidae. Gene Ontology annotation, biological process: protein homooligomerization; ubiquitin-dependent protein catabolic process. Gene Ontology annotation, molecular function: histone deacetylase binding; cullin family protein binding. The transcript is spliced from 3 exons. Bases 964 to 1779 code for a protein of 271 amino acids.